Caenorhabditis angaria is the source of this 2012-nucleotide messenger RNA. The record is from the annotation of a GenBank genome assembly. NCBI's taxonomy places the organism in Eukaryota, Metazoa, Nematoda, Chromadorea, Rhabditida, Rhabditidae.
AUGGAACCGCCAAUGCUGAAUCGACAAGAAAGUUUAGAGUUCAAAGAUGCCGUCAUUGAUGAGAAAUGGUUGCGAUCGGCGGCGAAUAGAAAAGGGCAUUUGGCGAGUGCAGAUCACCAGAAAAAGAAAUCUGGUUGGUUUGGUCCGAAAAAAUCGGCGGAUGAAGAACUAUUGGAACGUGUGGAGAAGCACGAAAUUGAAGAGUUGCAAACAUUCAUCGCCCAAAAACUGUUUCGUGUUGAUGGAAUCAUUUGCGAUGAGCAAACUAGAAUUUUAUUGAUCGAAAAAUUGAUAAACGCCAGGGAUUAUCCAGAGGUCUCCAAUGAUGAAUUCAUCUACAGAUAUGGGUAACUAUUUUUGCUUUCUCGAUAGAACGAAAUUAACAUUUUUAUUUUUAGAAGUUCGAUGGCCGGUUGGCUCCGCGAUAAACUUGUUCCAACAAUGGCCGAUUGCAGUUCUGUUUUGAAGCGUGCAGCUGCCGAAUUCUACAAGAAUAAAAUGUCAGAUCCACUUUCAAAUUGGGGUCAAAUGAAUCCUGAACACGUUGCGAUGGUUGCUGGAAGAAUUUCAAAGUUUUCCGAAGAAAUGGCCAAUAAAGUCAAAUGGUCUUUGCUCGUUGAACCAGGAAAGUUCAGCUGUCAUUUGACCGAAUUUGUGCAAGAAUUCAAUCGACUUGACAGAAUGUUCAUCACAAAUGAUUUAUCAUCUGAAGAAGUUUCACAGACAGCAUUUAAUGCAAAUUAUUUAACAAAAGCAAGAAGUAAAAUGAUUCCAUGUGCUGAUUUCAGUCGAGUUAAACUAACAGAUGGUUUGGGAACAGUUGAUGAUCGAAAUGCAAUUAUUCGAGAAAUGUUUGAUGAUGAACACGAAUUCGAACAACAUCUCACUAAUGUUCACAAAUCAUAGUAUGUUUAUUUUACUUGAAACGAAUUUCUAAAUAUAUUUAUUUAUUUGUUUGUUUCAGCGGGACAACUGAUUUCAUUCAUGCCAAUUAUGUUCGCGGUGGUCCACUUCUCAAUACUUUUAUUUGUGCUCAAGCACCAAUGAAAAAUACCCAAGAAGAUUUUUGGCGCAUGGUUUUCCAAGAGAAAUGCAAAUUCAUUGUUAUGCUUAAUUCGGCUGUUGAUUCAAGCACUUUGGGACCAUUGGAUUCAUCGCCUCGAAACUAUUGUCCAUAUUAUUGGCCGAAAUCCGAAAAACAAACUUUGAUUUUCGGAGCAUUUCGAAUAACUUGUAUUAGUGUUGAUGCAAAAGCUGAUCCUUUGUUUACAAUUACCAAACUUGUGAGUUCCCAUUAACUGUAAAUCUGAAAACUUAUGAAAAAAUUCAGAAAAUCUCUAAAACAACUUCUGAUUUCAACGACGAAGACGACGAAUUCACAUUAGAACAUUGGCAAUGGGAUUGGCAAUAUUUGGGAGAUGUUCAUUGGCCAUUUAGAGUUUUGAGAAAGUAAGUUCGUUGGAAAAGUUGAAAAAUUAAGUAGCAAAAUUCUGGAAUUAUAGGGCUCGUCAAAUGUCAACUCCGACAAUUGUUCAAUGUAUGGAUGGAUGUGGAAAAGCUGGAACUUUGGUUGCAAUUGAGGCAGCAUUGAUGCAUUUUGUCAGAGGUAAGACAUUUUUGAAAUAGGCAAAUUUGUCACGUGUUUGCUCUGUCUGUCCAAUUUUGAAAAUUUUAAGUUUGUUUCCAUACCAAAAUUACAUUGUUUUCUGUUAGAAUCGGCGACUAUUGAUUUUAAAGACAAAAUUAAUCCAAGCCAAAAAUUUGCAGGUUCGCCAAUCAGCAAAUCCUUGAUUCUUCAAUCGUGUGUUUUCGUCCGUCUUCAACGUCGUCUUUCAGUUUCUUCAGCUCUCUAUUAUCUCUUUAUUUACCGUACAAUUCUUCGUUGGAUCGAACCAUACGUGUCAAAAUUCUACGAUCGAUGCGCUUUUGGUCUUCGCUUCAAAUCGAUUGGUUUCAUUCCAAAAUAUAAUGGAAUGAUUCAAGAAUUUAGUCGAAUUACACCUCCUUAUUAG